Syzygium oleosum is the source of this 1340-nucleotide messenger RNA. RefSeq lists its product as uncharacterized. The coding region runs from base 105 to 1211 and encodes 368 amino acids. NCBI's taxonomy places the organism in Eukaryota, Viridiplantae, Streptophyta, Magnoliopsida, Myrtales, Myrtaceae. The record is from RefSeq and is a predicted model, not a curated record. The transcript has 3 exons.
UCUGUUGAGUGGUAUUAAAUUCCCAACAUAUCAGUUCAAAUGUAUUGGCUUCCCAACUGACAUGUUGAGUUUGUCUUCUUCUUUCGCAUGAUGGCCUAGGUAAUAUGGAAGGGGGUCAAAGUAACUGGUCUAAUGAUCAAGUAGCAUCAAGUGAAACAAUUGUAUCAGGUGAACAAGACUUUGAUGAGGAUGAGUUAAAAAUGUUGUUGGCAUGGUUGUGUACUGCUUGGUUGCAUAGGUCCAUGCACAUGACAGAACGUAUUAGGGACAACGUAUUGACAGGACCCCAAUGGGUUAGCGAGCUUCUUCAUGGACAUUCAGAUAGAGUAUACGAAGCAUUUAGAAUGGAGGGACAUGUUUUUCUUAACCUUUGUGGUUUGCUCAAGUCAAGAGGUUGGUUGGCAGACAGUCGAUAUGUUAGGGUAGAUGAACAGGUUGCCAUGUUUUUAUUAAUGAUUUGUCACAAGAACUCCAACAGAGCUUUAUGUGAGAGAUUCCAACGUUCAGGAGAGACUGUUAGCAAGUACUUUGCAGCGGUGUUGAAAGCUGUUUUGAAAUUGGCGAAGGAGAUUAUCGUACCUCCUUCGUUUGAUGUUGUCCUAGAAGAAAUUCGGAUUGAUCCAAAGUUUAAUCGUUACUUCAAGGGGUGCGUAGGUGCUAUUGAUGGCACCCAUAUUCAUGCUACCGUACCUGAACAUAUGCAGCCACGAUUUAGAGGUAGAAAAGGCACAACCACUCAGAACGUGUUGUGCAAGUACUACGCCGUCGAUUCUGGUUAUGCUUCAAGUCCAGGAUUUUUAACACCAUUUAAAGGCGAACGGUAUCAUAUACCAGAAUUUCGACGAAGUGGGGGACCAACAACAGCAAAGGAAUUGUUCAACCACAGGCAUUCUUCAUUAAGGAAUAUCAUUGAGAGAUCCUUUGCGGCUUUAAAGAAUCGUUUUUUUGUUUUGAGACAGAUGCCUCCAUUUAAAUUUGAAAAACAAACACAUAUUGUAAUUGCAUGCUGUGCGAUCCAUAACUACAUCAUUGAGCAAGAUAGGAUGGAUAAGUGUUUGUCCAUAUAUGGAGAUCCGGAUUAUGUGUGUGAACCUACUGAACAUGGUACAGACGAUGUAGUAACAACCGAAGAGGGAACCGAGAUGAACAUUAUUAGGAAACGUAUUGCCAAUAAAAUGGCUAGGGAUAAUCAUAUGCCGGAGAUUCCAUGAAAUUCGAUUUUCCACUAUUGUAUUGUACUUCCAUUAUUAUUAUUCAAGGAUUAUUUGCUUUUUUUGCCUUUUGUAAUGUAAUGUUGUAUUGUAGGAUUUGUAUUAUGUGUAAUUGAGGAUUUGGUACCA